GCAUCUCCGAUCCCCAACCUAAGCUACUUCCACAUUCUAACUCCAUAGUAGCAGCCUUCCUUCUCCUCUUUCUUGUUGCCUAAAAUGGAGAGUUUUGGAAGCAAGGAUGAGCAGAAGCAGCAGCCACCAUUAAAGGCCGUCAAACUCUUCUCUGCGAUCCAACUGGUUUUGCGCCUCGCCAUCACCGCCCUCACGUUGGCCGCUGCCUGGACCCUUCUCACUAGCAAGCAAACCGUCUCCGUUUUCGGGAUCCAAAUGGAUGCCCGUUACAGCUAUUCUCCCGCCUUCAAGUUUUUGGCGGUCGCGAAUAUCAUAGUAUUCGGAUUCUCUCUUCUGUCUGUGUUUGUUGUGUUCAUCCUCGACAAGAUGGCUGGUGACCCAAAGCACUAUUUCUACAUGUUCCUGCAUGAUUUGAUUGUGAUGGCCUUGCUUCUUUCUGGAUGUGCAUCCGCAACAGCCAUAGGAUAUGUUGGGAAGUUUGGAGAAUCACACUCUGGUUGGAUGCCUGUAUGCGACAACGUUAGCAAGUUCUGCCACAAAGUUACAGUUGGUAUAACGUUGUCAUAUAUUGCCGUCAUCUUCUACCUCAUCCUCACCGUCCUUUCUGCAAACCAAUCCAGAAAAUCCAUGUUUCAGAACUAGGCUGGCCGGCCGGGGAAUUAAACACAAGCUAGGGAUUGGAGAAACAAAUGAAAGUGUUACAUUGUUACUAUGCUAGUUUAUUUAUUAUCUUGAAUCUCUCUCAGCUCCUUCUAUAUAUAUAUGGUAUAUGUAUACAACAGUAUGUACUAAAUAUGUUGUGUGAAAGGCAGUAGUAAAUUUUAUUUGGUGGAAUCAUUUAUGGCAAGCUGUAACAACCAUUAGCUGUGGAAUUGAAAUCAUGCAGACAUAGUAAUAAAUGUUUGCUGUUUCCCCGUACUGUUUA
Messenger RNA from Ipomoea nil (Japanese morning glory), 925 nucleotides. RefSeq names its product CASP-like protein 1F1. The record is from RefSeq and is a predicted model, not a curated record. The transcript has 3 exons. The coding region runs from base 85 to 642 and encodes 185 amino acids. NCBI's taxonomy places the organism in Eukaryota, Viridiplantae, Streptophyta, Magnoliopsida, Solanales, Convolvulaceae.